GUUUACAUUAGAUUUAUAUAUUCUAUGAAACAUUUUGGAUCAGUUUUAGUUUUUCGUACCUAUUGUUUAUUGCUUUCGUUUCUAACUAUUCGUUAACGAGUAUAUGUUUACGAUAAGUUGAAUAUGGCAGCUGCUUCGGUUCUAACGGACAUCCGGUCCAUGAUUGACCUAGCAAUUGGCACACCCGAGGUCGGCGUGGUGGACUUCUGCAUGCUGCACACGGUGCUGCACUGCCUGGCGCAGCAGAUUAACGCGCUGGACAGACCGGUGGAGCUGCUGGGCGGCGCCGCGCCGCAGGCCGUGCCCGCCGCCGGCAAGGACACGCAAACCGUCGCCAUCACCGAGUACAUCGUCGAGACCGACGCCACCACGCCCAUGAAAUCUAAGGCAGUAAAACCACCACCACCCCCUGUCGAGCCUACACUUUUAGUAGUGGAACGUGUCAAAAAGGAUUCCGCACCCUUAUCCUCUACGGAGGGAUCCGGGCUGAAAGCGAGACCCGACAAACCAGGAGCCGGCAAAACCGGUGGCGCUGGCAAGGUUGGUUCGGAGGGCCAAGAGGAAGGCAUGCCCGAAGAGGAAGGAGCUCAUGAAGAAGCCGUGAUGGGGGAGGAAGGCAAACACACGGAGCCCCGCCAGAUGACGUCAUCGGAGAAACUAUCUCUGGUGACUUUGAGCAAGUUUAACCUGCUCGAGAGCGCUGUUCAGGACCUCAAGGAUCGUGUUUAUGGUAGUAUGCCAAAGAACGAGCAGAUAUUAGAGGAAGUCAGAUCUCAAACAAACAUGAAGGCAAUUACUGACAUGUGGACGAAUUUGAACGUAUCGUCUCGACUGGAAGCUGCUGAGACGGGUCUUGCCAAGCUUAGCUCUCUGGUGGAAGACCUGAUAAGGGAAGGCGGUCCGAGACCGGGGGGAAUAGGUACGGCGGCAGGAACGGCUCUGGGAACGGCGACAGCCGGCGCCGGCGGCGGCGGCGGCGGCAGCGGCGCAGGGUCAGCGCCGGCGACGCUCGCUACCCCCUCGCAAACUGACCAAAUGCAAGAAGGGCAAGUUGGGCAAGGCGGACAAUCAGUUUCUGCCCGGCAGUGGGAAGCCCUGGCGGCGGAGACGGCUCAGGACCGGGACAUGAUGCGGCACCAGCUGGCUCGCCUGCGCGCCGACAUCGACCUCUUGAACAAGACCUUCUAUGACGCGAUGCAGAGCCUUCAAAGCAAUUUAGAUCUAAAGGAACAAAUCACACUGCCACCACCGCCGGAGCCCGCCCCGGUUGAAGAGCUGCUCGCCCCGCGGCCCCUGCCUGAGCCAUUGCCAUCACCCGGUAGACCACCGGCGACCGCGGGUGGCCAAAGUGCACCAGCGUCGCACCCGUCGGCGGGGUUGACGGCGGCGGUAACGGACCGGCUGGCCGAACUCGAGCAGCGCAUCAAGGAGUGCUGCGAGGGCAUGGGCAAGGACAAGGGGACUGUCCAGGAUCAGUUGAAUAAUUUCCAAGACCAGCUUGAUCACCUUAUGCGUCAAGUUGGAGCUCUCCAUGACGACCUCGGCGUACUCAAGCUUUCACCUAAUUUGGCCAAAGAUUUGGAAGGUCUGCUGCAGCUGUACCAGACAGUGCAGGAUAUGCAGGAGCAGUUGCAGCAGGUGAACGAGGUGGCGCGCCAGCUGGCCGGCGAGAAGGAUGACCGCCAUCAACAUAUCAAAGCACUUCUGGAGCAAAUCGAAAUCCUGAAAACAAUCAAAAUGGACCGAGAAGACAUGGCAGAAGCCAUGGCUGAGAAGGCGGACCUGCGCAUGCUGGCACGGAAGGUCUCCCACGAUCAGUUUGAGAUGGCUUGCGACGAUCUUUCCAGAGGUCUGGAACACGCCCUCGGGAAGCUCAAUACACAGGAAGCACUAUGGCAGCAGGUGUUGGACGACGUGCAGCGUGAGAUUGAGAGCAAGCUGGACAAGAUGGAGCUGUCGCCGCUGAAGGAAUUCUUCGAAACCAAGCUACGCUUAUUACAAGACAACCUGAAGCAGAUGGCGUCGCUACGACGAAAUGUCGAGGCGGCGGGCACCAAGAGGCGAUUACUAAGAGAGGUAAACUGCAUAUCCUGCGACGCAGAUGCCGUGAUGCCAUUAGAGAACACCGCUGCGAUACCGAGCAAGCCUUUGCCAGCCCAUUUGUCCAUGAAACCGUACCUUAGUUAUGAACUAGACACGAUUCGCAAGACACAAGCAAGCAACAUUCCGCAGCGUAACCUGCACGACUGGGAAACCAUAGAAAAGCAAAAGGCUCCAAAAGCACCCGUAAAAGUUAGAUCAGAUACGGACAAGCACAUUUGCAACCGCUACUGCGGCGGGUCUCACACGACGACCACCCCGGCGCAGCGGGUGGCGCGCACCGGCCACUUCAUCAAGCAGUGGGGGCCGGACGUGGUGCCUCUCUCCAGCGGCCUGGCAGCCGGCGACGACGGCAGGCUGUACAAAGUUACUACUACGGAAAACGCUAACGUUGGACCAGGUGGAUCAGUGGACCAGACUUGCACGAAAAAGCCGAAGUCGCCAGAGCCUUCCAAGACGCAGCCAAAGGCGCCGGCUAUAAUUCUAAAUAAGGAAUGUCGCUGCAUGGACGGGGGUGCUUAAACCCUUGCAUUUGCAGUACCUUAUUUAUUUUGAUGAAUGGAUCAGCUGAGAAGUUUUUUUCGAAUAAAACUAGACUGUUUCAUAAAAUCACUGCAUUUGCCGACAUCGUAAAUUACUAAUCGUCACUAUAUUAAAGACUAUAACUUCCAAACUUUGCAUUUUAAUGUCAUUAAUAUUAACUACCUACCAAUUCACUUUUUACUCGGAUUUUUUUUUCUAGUCCUACAAACAAGGGUAGGUAAAUUACUAGGCAUUUAAUCAUUUAAUAUUAACCACUCAAAUGUUUGCCAGCAAUGAGCGUUUUCACAUUGGGCGAUCCGAUAUCAGAGUAGAAUGUAGGUAUAAAAUAUUGCUAUCUGUAUUUAUUUAUCCAUGGAAGAAUCUAAAAAAAUGAAUUAGGCACUUGCAGUAAUUUCAGGCACGUGUGAUCCCGACAGCUGCCGGACCGACAUAUUCGUAGGCUUUUUCUCGGAUGCCGGAUAUCAGAUGAUCUACGUCCAAUAUCGGGUCGUACUGUAUGAAAUCGCCCUUACAAGGAUGCUUGACAACAUAUAAGCUUAUUUAUUAUACAAUGUUCUAUCUAAGUCAAAGAACAGAGCUAGAUAAUUAAAAUCAUACACCAAACAUGCCAAUAGCAUAUAGCUGAAACCACAGCGAUUGAAUUAACCCAAGUAUUGCUUAAAAUAGUAUAUAUUUACAAGAAUCAGUAGAACAUAGGUUUAUCACAAAAAAUACACUCGACAUGCAUAGCGUUGAAGGUUUGCAACCGUCAGCGCCGCCGUCCGGAAGGGCUUGGCCGCCUCCAGCACCUGCGUCCCCUGCGACCCGCACCACAGCGUUCCCUGUCCUCGUGCAAGGGUGCACUCUCAAACAUCAUUUUGAUUCAAACAAAAGGCAAGUAUGACCAUUAAGUAAUGAAAUUAACUGCGCUUUCAUAUAGUUGCAUCUGUAGGGUUAAAUUAUACGGCUAUUGAUGAACCAAAGAUUUCCUUUGGCAGGAUUGAUCAUUAGGGCCCAAGGAUGGAUUUAAGAAGUGGGGCCACAGUGAUUUUUGAUGUUAGUAUUUUUGAGAUUUUGGUAGCUUCUACUCUGGAGGAAAAUAGGGUCUCAAUCUGUAUAGAGGCACUCAUUAUGCUACUAUUCCAAGAUUGGUACAAUAAUUGUAUGACUUAAGGAUGUCGAAUACAUUAUAUGACACAUAUGUGCACGAGAAACAUGUUAAACUACGUAAAAUAAUAGUAAUUUAUACAAUCGUGAUAUAAUACAAAGCUUUUCAGUCGAGUACCAUGUUUAGGCCGGUACGGUAGUACGGUACGAGAGUGAAAAGCUUAAUUAUAUCACUAUAGUAUACAA
Messenger RNA from Leguminivora glycinivorella, 3975 nucleotides. RefSeq lists its product as uncharacterized. Bases 124 to 2622 code for a protein of 832 amino acids. The record is from RefSeq and is a predicted model, not a curated record. The transcript is spliced from 23 exons. Lineage: Eukaryota; Metazoa; Arthropoda; Insecta; Lepidoptera; Tortricidae.